Armigeres subalbatus is the source of this 1941-nucleotide messenger RNA. RefSeq names its product GPALPP motifs-containing protein 1. The transcript has 3 exons. Bases 175 to 1587 code for a protein of 470 amino acids. NCBI's taxonomy places the organism in Eukaryota, Metazoa, Arthropoda, Insecta, Diptera, Culicidae. The record is from RefSeq and is a predicted model, not a curated record.
ACCUCAAAACCUUUUUUCUUUCCAAACAAAACAUUUGCGCUUUUGAUGAUCGUUAUCUUUUUCUUUUUUGCAUUUUGGUGCCGAAAAUUGUUUUCUAGAAGAGAUAAAUUGUGAACAAAAUACUGCAUUACUUUUGACUUCUUAUCAAAUAUUACCGGGAAGCAAGAAUACAACAUGUCGGAUUCAGAAACAACAGAUUCAGAUUCGGGGAUACGCUUCAAAACUACAUCGACCCGUUACAAAUCGGAGAGUAUGGAGAAACAUUCCUCAUCCUCCCGAUCCAGUCGUUCGGCUGCCUCCAGCAGGAAUCGCCGUAGUCGGGAACGCGAACGAGAUCGUGAUCGCGAUCGAGGGCGUGACCGACGAAGGAGUAGUUUAGAGAGAAGUCGUAGUCAUCGUAGCAGAAGCAGAAGUCGUAGUCGCAGUAGAGAUCGUCGGAAACGCAGAGAAAGAGAUCGCCGAAAUCAUCGUAGUAGAUCACGAUCACGCAGCAGAUCCAGAAAGUCUCCCCGUUCAAGCAGAGGAAAAUCUAGAUCCAGAGAUGAGUCUAGUGUGGAAACCAAGAAUAACAGCCGAGAUUCCGAAAGUGUAGAUUUGAAACCAGCUAAUUCAAAUGCAGUGGAACCUUCCAAAAUAGAAUCUAGUAAAGUGUUAGAUAUAUCGGUGUCUUCACUGUCUUCGCAAGAAGAAACUAUUGAAAAAGAAGAUAUUGCGGCAGAUUAUUUUGGUCCAGCUCUCCCUCCUGCUGUAAAUCAACAGCCAAACAAGGAAACAAAUUCGGUAGCUGAAGAUGACAGUGAUAUGAUUGGUCCAGCACUUCCUCCGCAUCUAAUAAAAAGUAAUCCUAAAGAAGAAGAGAGCACUCGAGUAAUUGGACCAGCACUGCCGGUAGAUUUACCACCACUAGCGGAAACAAAUGUCAGCUCAGAAUCGGAGCUUUCACCGUUUUCCGAAGAGGAACAAUCUGAUGCGGAGGAUGAUGAUUUUAUCGGUCCCAUGCCUGGUGCUUCCAGUUCGCGAUCUCAACUGGAACUGGAACAGAGAGCCCUCGAAAUGAAACUUCGACAUCUGGACAGUGAUCGUUAUGAUUCGAAAACAGCCACCACACAAUCUAGAGAGGAUUGGAUGGUCGAAUUGCCCGAUAUAAGGAAAGUCAGCGACAUGGGCCUAGGCGCUAGGCAGUUUCGCACGCGCGAAAAACUGGAAAUAGGUGACCGCUCAGUGUGGACUGACACACCGACUGAUAGGGAGCGCAAAAAGACGUCGGGCCGUUCAACGAAAGAUUCCCGCGAUCGCGAAGGGGAGGACGAGCGUCGAAAAGCCGCUGAACGCGACCAACAACAGGAAGAGAUGAUUAAGCGCCACAAGAAAAAACAUAAGCGGGACAAAUCGUUGCUUGAGAUACAUCAGAAAAAAGCUAAGGAUGAAAAGAAACAGAAGGAGUACGAUGAGCCCACGCGUAGACCGUUCGAUCGAAACAUUGAUCUGCAUGCGAACCGAUUCGACGAAGCGCAGAAGAAGGCCAUCUUCAAAAAAGCUCAGCUCCUGGAUACGCGAUUUUCAAGUGGGGCAUCCAAAUAUUUAUAAGCCAAGUAGGUAUCUAUCGUCGGAACUGCCAUAAUGGCAGUCUAUCGGUACGCCGGAUGGUAGUUCAGAUCGGUCGCAUAGAUAACAUUAAUGUUAGUUUUAUUAGUUGUUCAAAUUUUAGUUUUUUUUUCUUCAUUUUAAGCAAGCACUGUGAAACAAGCCGACUUGAGGUGCAUCUAUUUGUGUCAUUAACGACACCUUUCACAUUUUCACCAAUAAGUGAAACCAAUUCAAUAAUGAAUUGUUGUGAAUAUGCCCAUUUUAUGUAAGCCAUUGAUUUUACUUUCGAUAAAUUUCCUAUCUAGUGGUUCAACUAUCAAUAAUAUUAGAUUACAAAGUUUUAGUAAUUCCGAA